This is a messenger RNA of Drosophila willistoni, 2136 nucleotides long. It is a transcript of the gene Srp68, whose product is annotated as signal recognition particle subunit SRP68. The record is from RefSeq and is a predicted model, not a curated record. The transcript is spliced from 4 exons. Gene Ontology annotation, biological process: SRP-dependent cotranslational protein targeting to membrane. Lineage: Eukaryota; Metazoa; Arthropoda; Insecta; Diptera; Drosophilidae. Gene Ontology annotation, molecular function: 7S RNA binding; endoplasmic reticulum signal sequence receptor activity; signal recognition particle binding. Gene Ontology annotation, cellular component: signal recognition particle, endoplasmic reticulum targeting. Bases 55 to 1866 code for a protein of 603 amino acids.
AUAUCCAGCUCUUUACACGUCGUCGGUUUGCUUAGUUACUUUGCUUGGGGAAAAAUGGUCGAAGAAAAUCCAAAUAAUGGGGAAAAUCCGGAGAAAACUGAUGGCGGAGCAGCCGUGGUGGAGCCACCGAAAAUCUUUACUGUCGAAAUAUUGCACAUGAUUAAGGAUGCACAGCAGCAGCAUGGUCUGCGUCAUGGUGACUAUCAGCGCUAUCGUGGAUAUUGCACGCGUCGCAUACGACGUCUCCGCAAGGCAUUAAAGUAUCCGCAGGGCGACAAGCGCCACUUCAAACGCCGUGAUGUGACCCUUACCCAAUUGACGGGUAAAAAAGCUGAUGAGCGCUUUAUUCACAUUCCUCUGAUCAGUUCCGAGCGAGCCUGGGCCUAUGCCAUGCAGCUGAAGCAAGAGGCAAAUACGGAACCAAGGAAGCGCUUCCAUUUGAUCAACAAGUUACGUCGGGCCUGUUUCUAUGCUCUGCAAUUGCAAGAGUUGUGCAAUUCGGAGGUCUUUGACGCCCGUACGAAGCUGGAAUGUGAAGCCUAUGUAGCCUGGAUGCAUGGCACUCUGCAUUUUGAGCUGCAGCUUUGGAAGUCGGCGGGCGAGCAUUUAAAACGCGCCCAGGUAGUCUAUGAGAAUCUGGCCAAGGCCUUACCCGAUGACGAGCAGGAGCUGUAUCGUGCCAAGGUUAAUGAGUUCGCGCCCAAUCUCCGUUACUGUGCCUACAACAUCAGUGGUGGGGCUAGCGGGGGCAAGAUCGACGAGAUUCUCGAGCUGCGUGCCCAGGGAGUACUCGAAAAUCUUGAUGUGUUGGUCAGCCAAACGAAGACAGAAAGUAGCGAAGGCCUGCAGACAAUCGACUGGCGUGGACGAAAGGUUACUGUGCGACCAGAGAAGGUGCGUCUGUUCCUACUUAGUGCCCAGGAGCUAGACAAGUCCCUGGCCAAGACAACCAAAUUAGACGGCAAAAUUGAACUAAUCGAACGCAUUCUAAUGGACUGCAAGGAUGCCAUUCAGGCGGUAAGGGAUGAAAUUAAACAGGAUCCUAAACUGCGAUCAUUGACGACCGGUCAAACAGUGUCUGGCGUGCAAUAUUUGCUAGCCUAUUUGAGUUAUAUACGCCAUAGCCGGACUCUCCAGCGUAAUCUUUGCCUUGUGGACCAGGCCAAGCUCAACUUUGACGAUCCCAAUCAAAAAUCCCAAAUCGUUGGCGAUGGCAAACGUGUUCGCUCUCAGGAUUUGGCCCGCCUUUAUGAGAUCAUUUUGCAGAAUGUGACAGAAAUGCAGCAAAUCGCCGGCAUGGAGGAGGAUGUUCAGUAUCAGAGUGAAGUUGCCAAUUUGGCCAUUACAUUUAAGGCGUUCCGCUGUUAUUACAUUGCUCUUACGCUCAUCGACAUGAAGAAAUGGAAAGAAGCUGUGGCUCUCUAUGAGCGCGCUUCCAACUAUGCCACUGAGGCUCUGAAAGGGAAAUCAUCCUCAGAGUUCCAAAUGCAGGCGGAGCUCAAACAAGUUGUAUCCACCAUCGAUGGCUGCAAGUUUUCGGCCCACGCCUACAGCGUUUUAGAGGAUGACACAAAGGAGGAUGCCGGUGGCUCCUCAUCCAAAUCCCAGAAGACAACGAAACCGCUUUAUGAGCGUCUAUCAGAGUACAAGGAGGAUCAGCCGCUUCAUACCAAGACACCAAAUGUGUUCAAACUUACUCCAGAUAUGGAACCUAUUCCCUGCAAGCCCCUGUUCUUUGAUUUGGCAAUGAACUAUAUGGAAUUGCCAUCGCUGGAAUCCAAGUUGGAAUCAUCUGGCAAGAAGGGCGCCUCCAUAACGGGCUUCGUUAAAGGCUUCUUGGGUUGGGGCGGCGGCGGCAACAAGUGAGAGAUUCCUCACUCAAAAAUGCCCUCUUUCUCUUUAUCUGCUUAUUUUUUGGAUUCCACGCAUUUAAUGUCGCCCUUAGACAACUUUUUGUCUAGGCUAAGGAAUUAGUUUGUUGUUUUAUAUUUGUUUUUUGGCUUUCUACAUACACACAUACACUACUCGCGCGGCAAUUGUAUAAACAAAAUAUUAUUUUUUUUCUAUGUCAACACCGAACAUUUAUGGGUUCCAACAAAGUGAACAAUUAUUGGUAAUAAAGAAUUUUACAAUAGA